Marchantia polymorpha subsp. ruderalis is the source of this 1238-nucleotide messenger RNA. The record is from the annotation of a GenBank genome assembly. NCBI's taxonomy places the organism in Eukaryota, Viridiplantae, Streptophyta, Marchantiopsida, Marchantiales, Marchantiaceae.
GCAUUCUUGCCGCUCCGGGUUCUCCACUUCGUCAAACUCUUCAGUUUCUCGUUCGUGUCUGUCGGGAGUUGGAGAAAGCGAAGCGCAUGCGCAUCUCACUGGAACAUUUUCUUCGAGGAUAACGAGGGCACACUGUGAAAGACCGUAUACAGUAUGGAUGCAGGAGUUGUCAACCGUGCGGAGCCUACAAUUCUGACAGCAGAUGAUCCUUUCAGCACUUCAACGACCACCGAAGUUGCUGAUUAUACGAGUGUUCCGCCUGUAACUGAGGUUUCACUUUCAGCUUCCAAGACCGAUGAGAGUGUUGCUGCACCCAAAAAAUCGGAGGACUGGACCUACAAGCACAAUCCGAAUCGCGGAGCAGAUUACAGCAUGGAAGCUCCGAUCUUGGCUGAGGAUGUAGUGAGAGCAGGAGGUCUUGGCGCUAGGGAUGAGCUUGGCCACUUUUUGCCCUCUGCCAUGGAUGCUACAGAUUUUGAAGCAUCUCUGAGGGAUGCGCAGCAGUACGAGGAUGUAGGACCUGAAAGGGACGUGCCGAGACCUGGAGUUGGCUUUGUCAAGGAUCAGCAAAACCAGAUGGAUGGAGUUAGAGAGAUUUGAAUCGGAUAGCGUGUAGAAAUUAUAUCGAGAAAUCUCGGACGUGUUGCACACAAUUGGGAGUCCGAGACCUUUCUUGUGUUUUGCUUGUACAUUAUUUUUCUUCUUUCCAUUCUCAUCAGUCUUUGCUACUCUUUGCAGACUCCAUUGUCGUUGAAACUACCAAGGUUAUGGACAAAUCAUUGGGUGCUCACGCUUUAACACUAUCUCUUGUAAUAUAGAGAACGAAGAAAACUCGAAUAACCUUACUUGGAUAGGACUAGCAUGAGCUUUAAAACCAUUUUUGCACCUCAUUGCUCUGAACGUUGACCUUUGCUCGAUACGAUGAUGUAGAGAGCUCAAUAUUCGGGAGCUCUUGUACUGCCCAUCGUGAUUGUAAGGAGCAAAAGUUUGUUCAUUCGGCUGUGUUCAGACAAUAACGCCUUCCCAGCUAUUGCGGAUGAGCAUGUUAUUAUUCUCAAAGAAUAAUAACGUGAAUGCCGAAACAGAGAAACCAAGGCAGGACAGAUUCGAGAUGAGUGUAUCUGUUUUCGUACUUCAACCAAAGUCACCAAACCAGCAUUGAUUGUGAGCUUUUUGUCUAUCACCUUCAGCUCCAUCCAAUGUUAUCCUGUUCUGUACACAUCAGCCAUUUCUAUGAG